Messenger RNA from Linum tenue, 1985 nucleotides. The record is from the annotation of a GenBank genome assembly. NCBI's taxonomy places the organism in Eukaryota, Viridiplantae, Streptophyta, Magnoliopsida, Malpighiales, Linaceae.
GUUUGAAGCAGAAGAGAUUAGUCAAGAGUCUCGUCCAUCGCCGUUGUUCUCCCCGCCGGCAGCUGCUCUCUCCGCCGGCCACCACUGCAUUGCCAAUUUGUGAUUGGGUCUUCUUAUCCGCUUAAUGCUUUUACAGAUUCGGUCGCUUGAUUAUUUCGUUCCUGUUGGUUCCACCAGGCGAUUCUCUGUGGGAUUAAGAAGGAUAGAGAAAUAGAAAAUGGAGGGCCAUUCCUUGAUUUCUCUUUGCGUCAACCAUUUCGGCAGCAACGGAGCAGCUGUUGCCAUCGCCACGGCCUGCACCCAUCCCUUAGAUGUGCUGAAAGUGCGGCUGCAAAUGGAACUUGUAGGACAAUCAGGUCCUUUAAGUGGAAUGGGACAAACUUUUCUCAAAAUAUUGAAAAAUGAGGGACCAAAGGGAUUGUACCUGGGGCUUACACCAGCUUUGACAAGGUCGGUUCUUUAUGGAGGUCUUCGUCUGGGUCUGUAUGAGCCGGCGAAGUAUGCAAGUAGUUUGGCUUUUGGAUCCACCAACAUCUUUGUCAAGAUUGCAUCUGGAGCUUUUUCUGGUGCACUUGCAACGGCUUUGACUAAUCCUACUGAAGUUUUGAAGGUCCGAUUGCAAAUGAAUGCCAACCCAGGGAAUGGAGGUGUGAUAGCAGAGAUCCGCAAAAUUAUUUCAGAAGAGGGAACAAGAGCUCUUUGGAAGGGGGUAGGACCUGGCAUGGCUAGAGCUUCUGCUUUAACCGCGUCACAAUUGGCCACAUAUGAUGAAACCAAACAGUGUCUUACUAGGAGGACAAAUCUGGAAGAAGGGAUAUAUCUACACUUAAUCUCAAGUACAGUUGCGGGUGGAGUGAGUACUCUUAUUACUGCCCCAAUAGACACCAUCAAAACACGUCUUAUGCUUCAACGAGAAUCAGAAGCAGUUGGUAGCUAUAGAAAUGCAUUCCACUGCGCACAUCAGAUCUUGCGUACAGAAGGCCCUCGGGGACUUUACAAGGGGGGCUUAACUGUGUUUGCAAGAUUGGGUCCCCAAACGACAAUUACAUUCAUUCUAUGCGAGAAACUGCGGAAGCUAGCUGGGCUGAAUGCAAUCUAAUUAACCAAGAAUGCCCGUCUUCGUAACCAGUAGAGACACUAUUAUUCUGUGCACCACCAAUUCUUGAGAUCUUCGUCUUAUUUUGGGCGACUCCAUAUGAAGUAAUGAUCAAUCAAGCAACGGUCUUCACUGCCUUUUUUAUGAAGACCGUCUCACAAAAUACUUUCUCCUUCACUUUUAGUUCAGUCUAAAUUAGUACAUUUAUGGUUUGAAGAAGGAGAGCGUAGUUACCGAGCUUCAAGUUCUGUCCAUAUUGUUUCGUCUUCAGGGCAAGCUUGGAGAUCAUUUGUUGGCAUUCUCUUCAUCGUCACAUCAUCCUUUCUAGGAAAAACAGGCCUUAAUGGAAUGCCCAAAGCCGCUGUGUAAUUUCUGAGCAUGAAAGCAACAUCAGCCAUUGAAGGUCUGUCCUCAGGAUUUCCCUGGACGCAGAGCAGAGAAAUCUGCAGGCAAGUCAUCAAUUUACAUGAACUUCUUGAGUCAUCCAAUGAAGAAUCCAUUACUUCCAUUCCCCUCCCAUCUUUCCACAUCUCGUAAGCCUGUGAAUUGAGAGAUGUAGUCGAGAAGGUCAGCUGAUACUCAUAGAAUUAUCCUAUUUGAAGUUCAGUAAAGAAUGUGGAAGAGUUUCAGGAUUGCUUCACUUUCGUAUUUGUUUCUAAUAGUUAACUUACGUAAUCCAAGAGGUUCAGUUUCUUCUGUUCGCCAUAAACAGAAGCAAUUAUCUUCCCACUUAUGAUUUGUAAGAGAAGGACCCCGAAGCUGAACACAUCCGAUUUCGCUGAGUAAACCCCUUCAUUCAGAUAUUCAGGUGGAGCAUAACCUCUGCAAGGUCAGGCAAGAGAUAUUCUGAUAAACUAUGGAAAUCAGCAGGGAAAACUAUACACAAGUU